Molecule: messenger RNA, 600 nt
Organism: Trichechus manatus latirostris (Florida manatee)
Lineage: Eukaryota; Metazoa; Chordata; Mammalia; Sirenia; Trichechidae
Gene: ARHGDIG
Product: Rho GDP dissociation inhibitor gamma
Exons: 5
Coding region: 1-600 (199 amino acids)
Biological process (GO): Rho protein signal transduction
Cellular component (GO): cytosol; membrane; cytoplasm
Molecular function (GO): Rho GDP-dissociation inhibitor activity; protein binding
Source: RefSeq, a predicted model, not a curated record
AUGACCGAUAAGGAGGCCGGGCAGCUGCCGCAGGACGAGGCGCUGGACGAAGCCGUACUGGGGUACCGGGCCCCAAGGCAGAAGAGCCUGCGAGAGCUCCAGGAGCUAGACUCGGACAACGAGAGCCUGAUCAAGUACAAGCAGGCGCUGCUGGGGCCCCUGCCGCCGGUCUCGGACCCGAGCGUGCCCAACGUGCAGGUGAUGCGGCUGACGCUGAUGUCGGAGCAGGCCCCAGCACCCGUCACCAUGGACCUCUCAGGGGACCUGGUUAUGCUGAAGAACCAGGUGUUUGUCCUGAAGGAGGGUGUGGAUUACAGAGUGAAGAUCACCUUCAAGGUCAAUAAGGAAAUCGUCUGUGGCCUCAAGUGCCUGCAUUACACCUACCGCAGGGGCCUGCGUGUGGACAAGGCUGUUUACAUGGUGGGCAGUUACGGCCCGAGCACCCAGGAGUAUGAGUUCGUGACUCCGGUGGAGGAGGCGCCGCAGGGUGUGCUGGCACGGGGCACCUACGUGGUCUCGUCCUGCUUCACAGACGACGACCGGGUGGCCCACCUGUCCUGGGAGUGGAGCCUCCGCAUCUGCAAGGACUGGCAAGACUGA